Messenger RNA from Closterium sp. Naga37s-1, 681 nucleotides. The record is from the annotation of a GenBank genome assembly. Lineage: Eukaryota; Viridiplantae; Streptophyta; Zygnematophyceae; Desmidiales; Closteriaceae.
AUGGCGGAUCUCCAGCGGGAAGUGUCGAGGGCUGUGCGGGAGGAGAGGGCGGCGCAGAGCCAGAGCGGUUCGCUGCGCGCCUUGCCAACCCACGAGGCUCCCCGUCCAGCUGCUCUCCCUCCGAACCUGCAGCCUGUUGCUGCGCCUCCCCCUCAGGUCCAGGCGCCACCUGCUCCUUCUCCCGCUGUAUCGGCCGUUCCUCCUGGUUCUCGUCUCCAUCUGCCGCCGCUUCCGCCCGUUGCGGGAGUGGAGUUUGUGGCCGCGGGUGGCGGCUCGUUGGCGGCUCCGUUUGCUCUCCCAGCUGAUGCUGAUGAGCCGCUCCAGUUCCUGGCGGAGGCGCUCCAGCCUCCGCAGACCCGUGUUCCCGAGGCAACUCUCGGACAGCUACACCGCCUCGCUGACAGUCUCCAUGCUCUGCUGCUGAUUCAGGUGCUGGCCCACUCGUCUCUCCCUGUGAUCCCUCCUGAGACGUUCCGUGGCCGCCAGCGUGACUCAUGCCUGGACGCGGCGGACCAGCUCGCGGUGCUGCUGGCGCCCGUGUUGGCUGCGCCCGCGGAGGGAGGCGCUGCUGCUGCUGGACAGCUUGACGAGGCUGUCCGGGGCCUGAGGCGGCACUUGCGCGCUGGAUCUGGAGCCGCGGCGAUCGGCGCAAGCACGCUUGUGGUGGGUGCUCUGCCAUAG